Molecule: messenger RNA, 1435 nt
Organism: Hydractinia symbiolongicarpus
Lineage: Eukaryota; Metazoa; Cnidaria; Hydrozoa; Anthoathecata; Hydractiniidae
Exons: 2
Coding region: 193-789 (198 amino acids)
Source: RefSeq, a predicted model, not a curated record
AUUCAGGCUGGUUCUUAAGGCCGUUUCACAUUACAGCAAUAUAUAGAAAAAUAUUGACAGCAAUACAUUUAUGAAUAAUGAUAUCAAUUGAAAAUUAUUGAAUUCAUUAUAUUGGAAAAUAUUUCGAAUUAUUGCAAAUUGUCUCUUUAAAUGUCUCUUUAAAUGUCCAUUUACAUUUUGUUGUAAUUCAAAAUGUCUGAGGAACAGAGAAAAGCGGUUGCUGCGAUUAUUAUUGCUACAACUUUACUUCCGACAAACUUUUCCAAACCUAAGGUUACGCGUAGAAUUUGGGUGAAGGAGUGGAUGAAAAAACGAAAAUCGAUCGGUGUUUACGAUAACUUAGUGCAAGAACUACGUUUGUAUGACGAAGAGAGUUUCCGCAAAUACCUGCGAAUGAGCCCAGACAUAUAUGAGCUUUUACUUGAGAAAGUCAGAAGUAAAUUAACGAAGAAGACAACGCAUUUACGGAAACCUUUGGAGCCGGAGUUGAAGCUGACAAUAACUUUGCGCUUUCUCGCUACUGGGGAGAAUUUUACUAGCUUACAUCAUCACUAUUCUGUUGGUAUUUCAACCAUUGCCACAUUUAUUCCUCAGGUUUGUCAAACAUUAUAUGAUACACUAAAAGAUGAUUUCCUCAAGUUCCCCGAAAACAAAGACGACUGGCUUGAAAUUGCAUCUGAAUUCGAAACGAUGUGGCAAUUUCCAAAUUGCAUUGGGGCAAUGGAUGGAAAUCAUAUUGCUCUGUGGCACGCUCUGACCGAAUAUUUGUGUGUUUUGGCUCAAGAUUGACGAGGUUGGUUUUGGUGAGCUCUGAGUGAAGACAUGUGCGGCAUGUUGCUGUUGCGUCGUAGCUUGAGGAAAUAGUAUUUGAUCAUUCGUAGCAAAAUCGUGUGGCUGACUUUCAAAAUAAUAAAUGUUAUUUUGCUCCAUCUUUUAUCUUCGAUCGUAUGUUUCAUUUACUGUUAUUUCAGACAGACAAAUUUCGAAUACUUUGCUGAUUCGAUUUUUCUAUUGUUCGGAGAACAAUUGAGUCUUCUCACAACAAAAGAAUUUCCCUUGCAAUAUUUUUUAAUUCAAACCGUGUUUGAAUUAAAAAGUCCUGACAAGUAUUGAAAGCGAUUGCGUAAUGUUUUUUCGAACGUGUCUCAAAAGUUGGUUUCACAUUAUGUCAAUUAAUUGAGGCAAUAUUUUUCAAUAGUUAUCAAUAAUUUCCAAUAUAUUGGAUUCAAUAUAUUUCUGUAAUGUGAAACGGCCUUUACUCAAACGAAUGUGCUUCAAUGUCAAUCCAUGAUGAUAGAUAGAUAGAAGUGCAUAUUUUACAUGGCUAGCGUCACAAAUAUCGAGGGAUAUACCCUGUCUAUUGUUUACAGGAGGGGACAUGGCUUUGAUGGGGAGUCCUAGCUCUCGUACUCUGUGUAGGAGACCGGGGUUCGAU